AUGGCAUGCCGCAUAGCACACCUUAACUUGGAAAGCCUCAAACAAUAUCUGGUCCGAACAGUUGAGCUCUUUCCUCAAGAAGUGCUACAAGCGCUGCCGUCAGUUACCGGAGCUUGUGACGUAACCCGUUACACGAAAUGGGUCAGUGACUCAAUGGCAAAGGUAUUCGCUGGGGCAUCGGCCAUGAAUUAUGGGAACCUGCUGCCAGCUAUCGGUUCGGCGGGGAAAUGUAAUGAACCCUGA
Molecule: messenger RNA, 243 nt
Organism: Nezara viridula (southern green stink bug)
Lineage: Eukaryota; Metazoa; Arthropoda; Insecta; Hemiptera; Pentatomidae
Source: the annotation of a GenBank genome assembly